This is a messenger RNA of Oryza brachyantha (malo sina), 2192 nucleotides long. RefSeq lists its product as uncharacterized. The record is from RefSeq and is a predicted model, not a curated record. The transcript has 7 exons. The coding region runs from base 513 to 1532 and encodes 339 amino acids. NCBI's taxonomy places the organism in Eukaryota, Viridiplantae, Streptophyta, Magnoliopsida, Poales, Poaceae. Gene Ontology annotation, molecular function: RNA binding.
UCAUCACAUUUAUCCACCGACUCUUUUACCCUCGGUUCUAAAACAAAUCAGUAAGGAAGAGAACAGGCAAGGAACCGGGUGGAACCCUAGCCGGCGGCGAGGAGACGGCCAGUCGUGACGGCGCGGCGUCUCCCGGGGGCGCGGGCGCGCAUCGAGCCGGCGGCGAGGAGGCGGCCAGUCGCGGCGGCUCCCGGGGACGCGGGCGGCGCGGCGAGAAGGCGGCUGGCCGCGGGCGGCGCGGUUGGACGCCGGCUACGGGGGCGCGCGCUACCGGCAGACGCGGCGAGGAGGCGGCCAGGCGGGGGAGGCGCCGUUGGACGCCGGUGGCGGCGCGCGCUACCGAGAGGGGCGGGGGGCAGGGGGCGACGAGCCGGCUCCCUGCGGUCGCUCCCUGCUGCUUGCUCCUUGCUCCUUGCUCCUUGCUGCUUGCCGUUGGACGCCUUGCUCCUUGCUGUGAACUUCCAUCUUGAUUCCUCGCGUCGUCUUGCACUGCCGCCGCCGUCCGGAGCCAUAUGACGUCCCUCGCGCCCCGGCUCCUCCGCCGCCGAUCCCUCCGCUCCGCCGCCGCAACGGUAGUCUCUCCAAGCGGCUUCUGGGCGCGGCUGCGCGGCGCGGGUUCUCCGUGCCCUGGCGCGUCGUCGUUCGAGCCUACCCGCGGCGUGUCUGAGCGUUGGGCGGGUGCGCGGGGAUGGUGGUUCCAGCCUGUGCGGCACGGGAGCACGGCAGUCACACUGGAGACGGAUGGCGGCUUUGCUAGGUUCUCUGUCGGCAGCAGCGCGGCUAAGAAGCAGACGGCGGGUCAGGGGCAGCGUCCAGCGAGGGCGCAGAAGAAGAUGUCACGGAAGGCCAAGGUUAACCAGCUCAAGUGGUACCGCCUCAAGGCCAAGAAGAAGAUGAAGUCGCCCAACCCUGAAGUCAGGAUUCGAUACAAGCUCGAAAAGGCUAAGAGGAAAGAAGAAUGGCUCAUUGAGAAGCUGAGGAAGUACGAGGUCCCCAGAUCACCGGAGCCUGUUCAUGACCCUGAGAUUCUAACUGAUGAGGAGAAAUUCUACCUCAAAAGAACCGGCGAGAAGAAAAAGAACUAUGUUCCUGUUGGAAGGAGAGGGGUGUUUGGCGGUGUGGUUCUCAAUAUGCACCUUCACUGGAAGAAGCAUGAGACUGUGAAGGUGGUCUGCAAACCUUGUCGGCCUGGCCAGGUCUACGAGUACGCCGAGGAGCUGACCCGGCUGAGCAAAGGCACGGUCAUUGAUAUUAAACCCAACAAUACCAUCAUCUUUUAUCGUGGAAAGAACUAUGUGCAGCCAACAGUUAUGUCACCUCCCGACACUCUCUCGAAGCAGAAGGCUUUGGAGAAAUAUAGGUAUGAACAAUCUCUUGAACAUACAAGUCAAUUUAUCGAGAAACUAGAGAAGGAACUUGAAGAUUACCAAAAGCAUGUUGCUUUAUUCAAGAAUCGUGGAGAAACUUCUGAAAAAAUCAGCAGCGAAGACACUAUUGUUGAUGACCUGACAACUAGCUCAGAUACUGAAUGAGUUGUCUCUUUGAACUAUGAUGCCAUAGAACAUUCUGCAAUGAAGAGAACAAGAUGAGUUGUAUUUUGUCACGGGUGGCUUCCUUGGAGCAAAACAUGGGACUGGCUAUCUGAAAUAUGUCUACUCAAUUGAAAACAGGGCCCUGACUGAAGCUGAUGAUGCCAUACCAAUCAACUCCGAAGGAUUUCUAGUGUCACCCGUUGGUUCCAGCCGAAGGAUUUCUAGUGUCACCCGUUGGUUCCAGCCCUUGUCAUGGUGCAUCACAACAGCAUAAACCAAAGCAACCGGUCACAUAGAACCUAUUGUUGUGUAGAGUUUAGCAGCAUCUGCUUAAGCAAUGGCAUGGUACUGGCAUCCUAUAAGCCAGCGUAGAACAACUGAUCAUCAUGUGGAGUUCUUGACCACUUGCGUGGAGUAACAUGGACUCUGAAAAUCACCAAAUUGGGAUUUUAGAGGAUGCAUGUACUAUUUGCAGUAAUCCUCUUGUAACAGAAAUUCUUGAUCAUGUAGUCGGCAUGUUAUGUUCUUCUAUAUCCAGUAUAUAAACUCAUUUGUUUUCGGCUACAAUGGAAUUGUCUGGGUCGAACGGUCAAACAAUUGAAGUGAUGGCUCAUUCCAUUAAGAGAAAAAAAAAGGAUAAAUGAUAGCUCAAGCAUUUGU